UAACUGGCAGGAGACCAAAGCGCAGUUAGCAAUGACGUGUCGUGGAGAGCUGCACGGAGACAGACUCGUAAAGUAUAUGCUAGAAAAAUCCUUUCAGUUUCAAACCAUAAGAGAAAACUGGGAUUGCUCGGCUGUAGAAAUCACUGUUGCGUGUACUGGAAGGGCAGACUUCUCUCUCUCUCUUCUUCUCGUCCAGAAAGUCAACUCACCGAACAUGCAUCAACAUUUAACAAUCCUAAAAGAAAACAAAAGGCUGUAGAGAAAACAGCCCUAACAAGUGCCCGGCAGCCCAUUUAGGGGCAGCGAGUGAGUGACUAGAUAUCUAGAGUGAUCUCGACCGCCAACCAAGACACAUCUCACCUUCAUCGCUCUACUUCAUUACAAAACUGAUUUAUUUUACGCUCCAUGGAUGCAGGGAGGACCUUGGAUUGUCAUCCUUCAACAGACUUGAACUAAUUUUCUACAAAUCUUCAUCGAACAUUUUCUCCGGACUUUGUAAUCGUUUAUUGCAUUAGAAAUCAGGAUGGCAUCACUGAGCGCCUUUUAUUCGAGCUACGCGGCCGCCGCCCACCCCGGACAGUACCUUUUCGCCGCCUCGCCCGCAGCUCCGUACUUCUACAGCUUCAGGGAAGGGGCGUUCUCUAGCCCCCUCCCAAUGAGUGCAGUGCCCCCGCUCCAGCGCCGAGAGGCUCCCCAGAAGCCCCCAUACUCCUACAUCGCCCUCAUCGCUAUGGCCAUUCGAAACUCAUCCGACAAGAAAGUCACUCUGAACGGCAUCUAUCAGUUUAUCAUGGAUCGAUUCCCUUAUUACCAUGACAACAAGCAAGGCUGGCAGAAUUCCAUCCGCCAUAAUCUCAGUCUCAACGAUUGUUUCGUUAAAGUUGCACGAGAGAAAGGAAAGCCGGGAAAGGGCAACUAUUGGACGCUCGCGGCCGACUGCGAGGAUAUGUUCGAGAACGGAAACUUUCGACGUCGAAAGCGACGCCCUAAAGCCCCCAAUAAUCAGAUUAACAGUUCAAAUGACGUAACCAAGCAGAACGACAAGGAUAACGAGGAGGAGAAUGAACCCAGUAAAGACUCUUCGGAUACAAUUAAUCGAAACAUCGAUGUCGUUAGUGAUGGUGACGACAAAUAUAUCGAAUCUGAUAGCGAUUCGGCUGACGAAAGUGCCUCGAGAGCAAAAGAGAGCGACAACGAAAAGAACUUUGAUGACGAGGAGUAUGAUAACAAUGCUAAUAUCAUAAAGAAAGAACAAGUAAACAUAGAUCGAAACCUAGUGAAUUACGAGGACAAGGAUUCUCAAAUGAUCUCCAUGAAGAACUCAGUAGAAGCCAACAGCGGUCAUCUUCCAAACUUCUCUCCGAAACUCGACCAUGAUCUCGAAAAAUACUCAAGGCCCGAGGUGAGAAAACCAGUGUUUUCAAUUGACAAUAUUCUUGCAUCCCGCAUGACAUCGAACGUCGACUCCAAAGUGAAACCUGUGAACGGUAUCAAGCGAAGUCGAGAAGAUAUGCUUGAUUCGCACCCAUCUCGUAAUCAUAUGGACAAUGAACUCCUGAUCGCGAAAACUCGCCGAUUGUGUUCCCCGUCACUCGCGAAAGUUCAAGCUGCCCAAUACUACGAGAGGGAGAAAAUUGGAUCGAGAAAUCUAUCGUACGGGAUGGUAGAUGACUAUUGUCGGAAAGUCGAAUCGCCCCCAUCGCCCUCCUCUCCGCCCUCGUCGAGCGCUCUCUGGCAAUCGACCAUGCUGCAGAAGCUUGCUUCUCAGGCGACAUCGCACUGCUACACAUGUGCGGCAUCGACCGGUGUCUCAACAGCCGUACCCGUCAACAACCAACAUCAACACCACCAUCCUGGUUAUCAUCCACGAGAUCGUGUAGCGUCGUCGGACGAUGUCGCAGCGUCUCACCCGUCUACCCAUCUCUUCUUCAAUCUCACUUCCCCUGGGCAUUGAACUCGGGUGCGCUGUGUGGGUCUUCUCAACUGUCGACGUCAUCGGCCUUGCCGCUGAUGACGAUACCGUAUGCAAUCAAACCAUGGCCGAUCGAGAACUCCCGAUCCGCUAGGGAUAGGGCAUAUCGUCUUUGAUAACAGUGUAACUGGACUCAUUUGAAAUUAUAAUACUUUUGAGAAGAUCAAAAUAAAUAAAAUACGGACCUUGGACCAAAUAAUUUUCAUUGCAUGAAAAUAAUAAAUCUAUAUUCGCUAUUUCAUUUGAAUUUUGGAAUUGUCUGUAUUUAAUUGUUUGUAAAACGUUUCAGUUAAAAUGAGUUUUAGAUUGUAUAUGUUCUAUUAUAUUGUUAUGUUACUUUUGAAAUGGGAAGAAAGCAGCAAGGAGGGUGGUGAAAAGAAAUGUUUAAAAAGUAAUAUCAUCCCAAGUUCUUAUUCUUAACAAUUUGAAUGUGGCUAACUUUGAUUGCUUUGUAAUAUAAGAGAACAGUUAGCAUGAACGAUUUGCUCCUGUUAAUAUGAUAAAGAUAAACGUGGAAACAAAAUUUGUUUUAUAGUUGACUAAAUACUUUGCAAUAUUUAUUUGUUUAUUUGAUGUGAAUAUUUAAUGUACAAUAUAUCGUGUAAAUAUUGUGUAAAAACGAAAUGUGUAAUUAUGAAAGUUAGAUUCAACAAAUACCAAAGCCUUACUAGUUUUAAAAAUCGUUAUAGUUGAUGUGUGUAGAUGUCGGAUGUUUAUGUGUUAAAUAAUUUCUUUUCUGAAUCACAAGCGUGCCUAAACAAAAUCCUUUCGUUCUUAUCUUAUUCAUGUACAUGUAUGUGAUAAUGAUGUUCAUUAUCUUCAUGGGUAGUGGGUACCCUCAUCACUGUUUCAUUAGUUGAUAAACUUUCAUUGAAUAUUUGUUUUCCUUUCUUAUACUGCACUCGGUUAACUUUUUGUUUCACCGUGGUCAUGAUUUUCUAACAAUCAAAUUGUACAUCUGAUAAUGCAAAUUUAGAUACAUGUACAUGAAUAAGAAAGACUUUCUAGAAAUGCUGCAUAACUUUGCGUGAUCAUAAGGAUUAUAUUUCGUUUGAGAACACAUACGAGAUCUGUUAAAAAUAUAUUAAACUAAACCAGAUAAUCAGCUGAAAUAUUGUUUAUGAUAUUGAAAGUGAAUUUUAUAAGUGAAUCUCUUACUUUCAAAACAUGUCAGUUCAUCAAUAUCAUUUUGAAACAAUUAGUUCUAGACAUUGUUGGUUGUUGAAAUUAUUUUUCUCGUUUGUAGUCUGUCGAUUCAACAAACUGAAAUCCAAUCAAUUGUCUCAACACCCUUUUGAGAAUAAAUACAGAAUUGUUUUGAACCAUAACUAAAAACAACAAAAAGGAACUUUCUGAAUUUGCCCGUAAAUGUAGAAUGACCAGGAGAUUUUUCAUCGUGAUAUGAACCAAUUAUGUACUUCUAUCUUUGUUGCAAUCCUUAUAUUCCACUUCGUCGAUAUUGUUUGCAAUGAUUUAAGAGAUGAAAUGGUCUCUGAGAUGCGAUGUACGAUUCUACCUCUCAUUUAGCGGGACAAAAAUAAAGAAUGUAUUUUAUUUUUGGUUUCUUGGAGACAUUAAUCAUCUUGUUUCCAAGAGCAAUUAAUGCUACAUAGACGA
This is a messenger RNA of Strongylocentrotus purpuratus (purple sea urchin), 3589 nucleotides long. RefSeq names its product forkhead transcription factor L1. The record is from RefSeq and is a predicted model, not a curated record. The coding region runs from base 524 to 1954 and encodes 476 amino acids. NCBI's taxonomy places the organism in Eukaryota, Metazoa, Echinodermata, Echinoidea, Camarodonta, Strongylocentrotidae. The transcript has a single exon. Gene Ontology annotation, biological process: regulation of transcription by RNA polymerase II; anatomical structure morphogenesis; cell differentiation. Gene Ontology annotation, molecular function: DNA-binding transcription factor activity, RNA polymerase II-specific; RNA polymerase II cis-regulatory region sequence-specific DNA binding.